Planococcus citri (citrus mealybug) is the source of this 2704-nucleotide messenger RNA. RefSeq names its product neprilysin-2-like. Gene Ontology annotation, cellular component: plasma membrane. Bases 279 to 2606 code for a protein of 775 amino acids. NCBI's taxonomy places the organism in Eukaryota, Metazoa, Arthropoda, Insecta, Hemiptera, Pseudococcidae. Gene Ontology annotation, biological process: protein processing. The record is from RefSeq and is a predicted model, not a curated record. The transcript has 17 exons. Gene Ontology annotation, molecular function: metalloendopeptidase activity.
UUUAUCAUAAUAUACUUCUACAAAGUGUCAAAGGUCUCCUACCUGUUUGGCCUACAAGUAUGAAUUAUGUACAUGUACAUACACAUUUAAGAACCCGUAUAGGUCCAUAUUUGAAUAAUUGAAUGCACAACUGGUUACACGUUCGCUAAUUUUAACCAGUGAUUUUCUGCUUCUAUAGUUCGCGAUACUCAACAAGACAAUUUUAAUCUGAAUUGAAAAAAAUUGACUAUAUUAUUUUAUGACUACUUGCAUGGAAUUAUUCUUUUAAAAAUUUCAAUAUGAGAACACAAUUAUUGACCAGUUUUCUACGAGUUUUCUCUUUGAAAAUUACACUUUUUUCGCUUUUAAGCUUGUUUUCAUUGGUGUUGGUAUCAGCACAAAAUACCACAAAUGAAAAAAUUUGUCAAACGGAAGAAUGUUUAUCCGCAGCGCGGAAAUUGAAAGAAUCGAUGAACUUCGAAGCAGAUCCUUGCGAUAAUUUCUACAAAUACGCUUGCGGAAACUGGCCAAAUCUUCAUAAAGAUGUAAACCACAUUACGAGAAGUAAUAUUCAAUUACUAGCUGAAGAAAAUAUCGCCAAACUCAUCGUAUUUCUCAAACAGAACAGUAGUAAUGAAGAACCAGAAGCUGUGCACAAAGCUAGACAAUUCUAUUCAUUAUGCUUAAAUGAAGACGCUUACAGUAAAAAUCUAGAUCCAAUUAUAACCAUCCUAAAAAAAAUUGGCCUACCAGUACUUCCUUCGCCAUCUGACAAGAAUAAAAACUUCGAUUACACGACAACAUUAGCCAAAGCAGCCAAAUUAGCCGGAAUCAAGAUGUAUUUCGACCUUACAACAGACUCAAAUCCUUAUAAUCGAUCAUCAAAUAUAAUUACGUUAAAGAAAACAACACUAAUAUCAGACUUAGAUUCUUCCACUUUUAUUGCGACGAAGCCCUUACAUGAAAAAUAUCUUAACGAAGUGAUUCGUAGAAUUUGCGAAGACGAUGUAAAUUCUUGUGCUUGUGUUUGUGCGCAGUGGAAAUCGUCUCGGAAUGAGAAUGAAAGCAUGAAAAAUACAAUUCACAAAAUUCUUAUGGGAAAUUCAUAUAUUGAAAUCCCUUGGAUUGAUGUAAGGUCAUAUGGUUACUUAUUGAAUUCCUCAAAUGAUACGCCAGUCAUAUACAGUUUGAAACAACUGCAAGAACUAACUGAUCGCAUUGCGUUUGAAGCAAAUGCAACAAAUCCAAAGCUGAAUUGGACAAGAUACAUAGAAGAAACGUACAAAAAUUUGGAUAUGGAAACAUUGGAUCUUAGCGACUCGUCCAAGGUUCAAAUUGCCAUUGAGAAUUUGGUUUCCUUCGUGAAAAUAUGCAAAUAUAUUCACUCUAACGUUGGGAGUAGGAGUGUAAAAUCUCUAGAGCUCGAACUUUGGUGGAAAGUAGUUUCCACUUUGUCACCUUACAUUGAUAAAAAAAUUUUCGAUACAAGAAAUAAAAUAGACAUUGUAUCUAAUACCGAGUUCAAAACGGCUUCCGAUUGGAAAAUGAAAUUAGACAAUCUCGUAGACUAUCCGGCUAGAGAACGACAAUGCGCAGAAAUAACCGAGUCAUCAUUUGGCAUGGCAGUUAGUUUCGCGUAUGGCACAAAGGCAAAAUACGUCAGAGCUGAGAUCGAAAUUGGAAAAAUGUUCGACCAUAUUCGAGAAAGUAUUAAACAAAUUGUACAGAAAGUGCCCUGGAUGGAUGAAACUACCAGACAAAGAGCAUUGAAAAAGUUACAAUCUGUGAAGUAUUAUUUUGCAUAUCCGAAUGUAAACCAGGACACAAUCAAACUGGAUGAUUUCUAUCGAAAUGCGAAAAUAUCAAAUAAUUUCUACGACACUGUGAUUUCAAACAUUCAAAAUCAAGUUGAAAAAACUUUAAGCAAGCUGAAUCAAAUCAAUAAUAUCAACGAAGACGACUGGAGAAUCAUUUCCAACAUUGAAAAUGUUUUCUACGAACCUAGAAUGAAUACCAUUGUCAUUCCAGCCAGCAAACUUGGUUCAUCAAAGUACGAAAAUAAUUUACGAUUUUUGGAUUAUGGAGCAAUUGGUUCAGCCAUUGGUCGCGAAUUAACUCGUGCAAUUGAUCAUUCAGGAAGACAUUACAAUGAGAUAGGAAAUAUCGAUGGCUGGUGGCUGCCAGAAACUUUACAUUCGUAUGAAGAAAAGGCUAAAUGUUUUGGUAAGGCUGGCGACAAUCGCGGAGGCCACGGAAUUCAAUUAGAUUACAGUGAUUUUAAACUGAAGGCUGACAGUCAAAUGACGCUAGGAGAGGAUAAGUCGGAUAGCAGCGGAUUCAAGGAAUCACUUUCAGCUUAUAGAAAAUCGGUAUCACAAUUUGGAGAGGAAUCGCUUCUUCCGCAGUUUGAAAACUUCACUCAUGAACAACUGUUCACAUUAUCAUUUGCUAAUGUGUGGUGUGAAACUCCAAUUUACGUUUUUCAAGAGUACUUCAGAUUUGUAGACGAUAGCCCGAUUACACGAGUGAAUCAGAUUCUUCAAAACUCCACAGAGUUCGCUGAAAUUUGGAAGUGUCCUAAAGGCAGCAAUAUGAACCCAGCAAGUGAUAAAUGUUCUAUUUGGUGAUUUUUCAACAAUAUUUUAAAGUGAUUCUGCAUACAUAAUUUGUUUACCUUAUUUUUUACGAAUUUAUGAGAAAAAUAAAAUACAUAUUUACAUACUUA